Drosophila novamexicana is the source of this 1519-nucleotide messenger RNA. RefSeq names its product dimethyladenosine transferase 2, mitochondrial (gene mtTFB2). Gene Ontology annotation, cellular component: mitochondrial matrix. The record is from RefSeq and is a predicted model, not a curated record. Gene Ontology annotation, molecular function: mitochondrial transcription factor activity; rRNA (adenine-N6,N6-)-dimethyltransferase activity. Gene Ontology annotation, biological process: transcription initiation at mitochondrial promoter; rRNA methylation. The transcript is spliced from 4 exons. NCBI's taxonomy places the organism in Eukaryota, Metazoa, Arthropoda, Insecta, Diptera, Drosophilidae. Bases 83 to 1498 code for a protein of 471 amino acids.
UGUAAACAAACAAAAACAGACCGUUGGUACGGCACAGAAAUUCUAAGAGAAUUAUUUAUUUACUCUGAAUAACUUAACUAAAAUGAUGUCGCUGCGCUGCAGCUUCAAGCUGUGCAGCGCGAGAAACAUUCAAAAGCUGAGCAACUGCUAUCAAAGCACCAAGGCUAAGCGUGCCGCGCAGGCGGAGCGGGUGACACGCUAUAGCGGCGAAUUUCCAGAGAAGCUGCUCACCAAAAAGCAAAAGAGUGCCCCACACAUGUAUGUGGCCAAUGCCCAGAUAGCUCAGCAGAUCAAUGAUUGCUUGGAGCCACAUCUGCGACAAACCAAAUGUGACACUGUGCUGGAGCUGAAUCCCGGACCCGGUUACUUUACAAAGCAUUUGCUCGACCGGGAAACACAGUUUCGUAAGAUCCUUCUGAUCGAAUCGAUGGAACACUUUAUGCCCCGCCUACAGGAGUUGCAUGCGUUGUAUCCGGAUCGUGUCAAGGUGCGGCACGGCGAUUUUGUUGCACUAUGGAAGCUGGCCUUCAUGGAUAAGAUGGACAGCGGCACGCGCCUGGUCGAUUUGCUAAGCGACGCACCACAGCGCGCAUUUAACGAAGAUGUUAAUAUGCUUGUAUUUGGCGCCGUGGGUUCCUAUCCGUUCUUUAAGCACUUGAUCAACUCGCUGAUAUUCCAGACGAGCCUCUACAACUGGGGACGCUGUGAAAUGAUUCUGGCGCUGCCGCCCCCCAUUUAUAUUCACUUGACCUGCUCGAAUGAGAUCGGUUAUUUGAUCUAUCGCUCCGCCUCGGUGCUGUUUCAAAUACUCUUCGAGCAUCGUUUUAUAGCCAAGUUGCCACGCGAGAGUUUUCUACCGGUACAGGGCGACUAUAAUAUAAGCAAAGGCAGCAAAUUGGCCAAGGUCAGGUCCAUUAAUCCUGAGUAUUUGUAUUUAGUUAAAUUUGUGCCGCGUCGUAACCUGCAUGAAAUAUGUCCAGUUCAGGAUCUGCCUGCUCUAUGGUACUUUAUCAAGCAAAAUUUUGUGAGUCGACGCAAUCGCAUCAUACCCAAUUUAGAGAAAUGGGUACCCGGCUGCGGACCACGACUGAUUAUCAAUCAGAAUGCUUUGGAGGACGUCUCACCUAUCUAUGCCGAUGAAUCCACACAGCACUUGCCGCAGUACACGAUGCAGAGCACCAGCAUGAGUAACCGCAAUUAUUAUCCUGGCAUUAACAUAUACACACAGUUUGGUGAUCUGACACCAAGCCAAAUGUUGACUCUAUUCACACAGUUUCGGCAAUGGCCGGAAUACAGUGAGAGCUCGUUUCUGGCGUCCAUGGAGAACACGUUGCUUAAGCUGGAAACAGUCAACGACGAGCAGAGCUUGGAGGUUGGCGUCAAUCUGGUCGAAGAGGAUGAUAUCAGCAAUGAAAGCAUUGACGAGCUCCUUGAGGUGACAGACGAACCUGCUCCGAAACAGAUAAAGAGUCGUAGGAAAAUCAAAUCACCUGUUUAAAUUCGUGAACAUCUCGCGAUU